Messenger RNA from Chlorella variabilis, 2964 nucleotides. RefSeq lists its product as hypothetical. NCBI's taxonomy places the organism in Eukaryota, Viridiplantae, Chlorophyta, Trebouxiophyceae, Chlorellales, Chlorellaceae. The coding region runs from base 1 to 2964 and encodes 987 amino acids. Gene Ontology annotation, molecular function: protein phosphatase activator activity; nucleic acid binding; zinc ion binding. Gene Ontology annotation, cellular component: nucleoplasm; protein phosphatase 4 complex. The record is from RefSeq and is a predicted model, not a curated record. Gene Ontology annotation, biological process: protein dephosphorylation. The transcript has 33 exons.
AUGGCGCCGCGGCUGGAAAUUGGAUGGCUUAAUCGAUCCGCAGCCCCCGGCACCUCACAUCUGCUCACACCGACUGUAAGGGAUCAACCAGUAGCGAUGGGACGUAGCAGAAGCCGCAGCAGAAGCCGUGAACGGCGGCGGGAGCGCAGCAGGAGCAGAGAGCGGCGGCGACCGCGCAGCCGCAGCCGGGAGCUGCGUCGAGACAACCGGCGACGGUCACCCAUAGGCCGGGAGCAGCGGCGGGAGCGCAGCCGGGAGCGGGACCGGCCGCCGCCGACGCGGGAUGAUAUUCAUCAUCGGGACGGACCACGCGAGCGGGGACGUGAUGGCAGCCGGGAGCGGGACCAGCGGGAACAUCGAGAGCAGCAGGACCAGCGCGCAAUGCCGCCGCCGGCGCCGCGGGGGCCCGGACCAUGCUUCAAGGCACGCUCGCACGCUGCCCUGUGCUUGGGCCGCCUGGGCCGCCGCUGCCGCCGCUUGGCCGUUGCAUUUGUUGGCCUACAGCUGCUGCCGGGCGAUGGCACCGCUGCCUGUCUGUGGCAGUGUGGGGAGGAAGGGCACAUCGCCCGGGACUGCCCCACCGCGCCGCCCGGAGGCGGCGGCGGCGGCAGGGGGCCCUGCUACAAGUGCGGGGAGGAGGGGCACAUCGCCCGGGACUGCCCCAACCCAGAAGCCCCCGGCGGCGGCGGCGGGCCCAGGCGGCGGCGGGGCGGCGGCGAAGGCGGCGAGGAGAACAUGGCGUGGGGGAAGCCCGGGGAGCAGGAGGAGGAUGCGGCGCCUGAUGUUGAGGUGGACCCGGAGUUUGGGCUGUCCGGGGCGCUCGCCGCCGAGACCAACAAAGUCAAGCAGAGCUGCUACCUGUUUGGUCGGGAGCGGCGGGUGGCCGACGUACCCACCGACCACCCGUCGUGCAGCAAGCAGCACGCGGUACUGCAGUACAGGAUGACGGAGAAGGAGGGGGCUGAUGGCAUGAUGAAGGCGGCAGUGAGGCCCUACCUCAUGGACCUGGGCUCCACCAACGGCACCUUCCUCAACGGCGAGCGCCUGGAGGCGGAGCGGUACUACGAGCUGCUGGAGACGGACAUGCUCAAGUUUGGGAACAGCAGCCGCGAGUAUGUGCUGGUCAAGGAGAAGAUGGGCGAGCCGGGGAUACAGCGCGUCAAGGUGUAUCGCCUGAACGAGGAGGGGCUGUGGGAUGACAAGGGGACGGGCCAUGUUAGCGUGGAGCUCAUGGAGGGCAACAGCAGCGUGGGCCUGGUGGUGAUGGGGGAGGGAGAAGGGGCGCGCCCGCUGCUCAUCCACCGCAUCUCCAAAGAGAACCAGUACCAGCGGCAGGGGGAUGACACAAUCAUCACAUGGACCGACCCGGAGAUCGGCACAGACAUCGCGCUUUCCUUCCAGGAGGCCCGAGGCUGCAACUACAUUUGGGAGCAGGUGCUGCACGUGCAGGAGAGCAGCAGCCCCCGCGGUGGCAGCCCAGGAUCGCCUUACGGCCCACGGGCGCUGGGAGGCGGCGGGCAGCCAGACGACUUUGAUGUGGGGGGCCAGGGGCGGUACGACGAGAUGGGGCCGGGCAUGGGGCCAGUGGACCCCGGCAGCAGCGGCGCGGUGGAGCUGCCGGAGCCGGAGCUGUCCAGCCUCAAGGAGAUUGCGCGGGCGCUCACCGAGGUGUCGCUGUUUCAGCGGGACCGCAUCGCGCAGCAGCUGACGGCGCGGCGCGGAUACCUGGGGCGCCUGCUGGAGCUAUUCAGGAUGUGCGAGGACCUGGAGGAUGAGGAGAGCCUGCUGGCCCUGUUCGACAUCUUCAAGCAGAGUGAGCCUCGACGGCCCCCGCCCUCGUGGCGGCGCGUCGCCCGCGCGCUCUCCAGCCCGCGCACGGCGCUGCUGGACUCCAGCGACAGCGGGCUGCAGGAGCAGGUGGGGGAGAUGCUGAAGAUGCUGCUGGACCCAGAGACGCUGGAGGGCAGCGCGGAGAAGAACAAGUUUGUGGAGCUGUUUUACGACAAGUACAUAGCCAAGCUGCUGGCGACGCUGGUGCAGGCGGGAGACGAUCCGUAUGCGGCAGGCGGACCCUCCGCCAACACAGUGGGGCUGGUUGUGGACCUGCUGUGCUUCUGCGUGGUGUCGCACUCGUACCGCAUUAAGUACUACAUCCUGCGCAACAACGUGGUGGAGAAGGUGCUCAAGCUGCUGAAGUGCAAGGAGCGGUGGCUGGUGGUGGCGGCGGUGCGCUUCCUGCGCACCGCGCUCAGUAUGAAGGACGAGUUCUACAACCGGUACCUCAUCAAGAACCACCUGCUGGGGCCCGUGGUGGCCGCCUUCCUGGACAACGGCCCCCGCUACAACCUGCUCAACAGCGCCUGCCUGGAGCUGUUUGAGUUCAUACGCAAGGAGAACCUGAAGGGCCUGCUGGCGGAGCUGAUGGACCAGCACUGGGAGCAGCUGCAGGGCAUCGACUACUGUGAGGUUUUCCAGGCUAUGCACAUCCGCCACGAGCAGAACCAGGACCAUGUGGCGCCUGGCGGCGAGCGGGAGGGCGACGGCGAGGCGCGUGCAGCGCAGGAGGCUGAGCUGGCGGCCCGCCAGCGCGCGGCGGCGGCGGCGGAGCAGCGGCGGAGACGAGGGGAGCGGGAGGUGGAUGCAGAUGAGGAGAGCUACUUUGACAGAGAGGGCGACUCGGACGAGGAUGAGGCGCAGGCGGGCGGCGGCCGCGUGAUGCUGGAGAGCGCCUCGCCGCUGCCGGGGCUGCUGGGGCCGCUGGUGGACUAUGGGGAUGAGGAUGAGGACGACACGCUGCCGCUGAGAGCCGCGAGCACGCCCAAGCGCAGCCCCGCGGCAGAUCGGCCGGGCUCGCCGCCACUUGAGAAACGGUUCAGGCCGUCGAGCGCGCCUGGAGCGGCCGGUGUGUGGGCGGCGCAGAGGCAGAGCUCGGGCUCCAGCCGCGGCAGCCCGCCGCUGCGGUAG